CAGAGAGGUACCCAUGAGAUGUUUGGAGACAUUUUUUAUCCAAUUAUUUAUUUAAAUAAAAAUGGCCGCCAUAGAGAGCGGAGAGGAGAAACUCAGUGAGGAGAAGAGUGAGGACGCCAACCAGAAUCAGAGCUCCAAGGACCUUAAGACACACAGCAAGCCCAAGAAGGUGAGGCGGGAGAGGGAGAGGAGGGAUGUGGAGAAGGAGAGGCUGGAGUCUUCAUCCACCACCAUGUCCUCCCCUCCUCCUCCUCCUCCUCCUCAUCCUCCAGCCCAGCAGCCCUGUUCAGACCAGGAACAGCUCCAGUUAGCUGAGGCGGGGCCCUCGGAGCCCACGGUCGCUGCAGCUGGUGAGGCCUCGGGUGUCUCUGAGUCCUCUCCUUCGCCCAAACAGAGGAGGUCCAUCAUCAGAGACCGAGGUCCACUCUACGACGACCCCUCUCUACCCCAGGGCUGGACACGUAAACUCAAACAACGCAAGUCUGGACGGUCCGCCGGGAAGUUUGACGUCUACUUGAUGAACCCCGAGGGGAAAGCCUUCCGAUCCAAGGUGGAGCUGAUCGCUUACUUCCAGAAGGUUGGGGACACCACCACCGACCCCAACGACUUCGACUUCACCGUAACCGGGCGUGGCAGCCCUUCCCGCCGCGAGAAGAGACCCCCGAAGAAACCCAAAGUGGUGAAACCGUCGGGGAGGGGCAGGGGCCGGCCGAAGGGGAGUGGAAAGCUGCGCCCUGCUACGGAGGGUGUGGCGAUGAAGCGCGUGGUGGAGAAGAGUCCUGGGAAGCUCCUGGUUAAGAUGCCGUUUGGAGCGUCCAAGGCAUCCGAGGCAGCUGGGCAGACAUCGGAGCUGGUCGUAGUCACCAAGAAGCGCCCAGGACGGAAAAGGAAAGCGGAGAUACCACCGCAGACUGCUCUGAAAAAGCGGGGGUGUAAGCCAGGGUCGGGGGUGACUGGGUCGAUGCUGUCAGCAGCUUCUGGGGCGGCGGCUUCCAGUACUUCCUCCUACGCAGCGGCUGCUAUCAUGGCUGCAGAAGCCAAGAGGAAAGCUCAGAAGGAGGCUUCCGCUAAGCCGGUGCAGCAGACCGCUCUGCCCAUUAAGAAACGCAAGACCAGAGAAACUGUUGAGGAGACUAAGGAGACUCCAGCCAUCACCACGCCAUUGCUCAGGGCAGGAGGUGGUGGUGGGGCAGGAACUGUGAUGGGGACAGGGAAUGGUGAUGGGGCAGGAACUGUGAUAGGGAUGGGGGCAGGGAGUGGUGGUGGUGGGGCAGGAACUCUGAUAGGGACAGGGAGUGGUGGUGGUGGGGUAGGAACUGGGAUGGGGACAGGGAGUGGUCUGGUUGUGGUGGCAACAGAAGGGACAGAGCAGGGACAGAAGCUGCCAAAGAGUCCAGGGAGGAAGCACAAGGACAUUCCCCUGACAGCAGCGGUUACCACAGGGGCCAGUGGUGGGUCUAAAAGUUGGCCUAGCGGAGGCAGCAGUAGUAUUACUACUCCAAAGAGUCACAGCCACAAGAGAAAAGAACGUACGCCGCACAAACACCAUCAUCACCACCACCACCGUCACCAUCACACACACUCCUCUGUAGUGGAGGAUCAUCCUCUUCAACCCUCCCAGCGGCCCCCUCACCACCACUUCCCCGGCCUGACUAUGGGCCUGGUCUCCCAUACAGCCAGGGCCUCGGUGGGGUCAGGGGCCCUCCAACAGAACAAGCCCCAGGACCUGAGCACCUCUAGGGGACCAUGCCGGGCCAGCAGCAGGCCAGAGGGCAACACCACGACCAGAGGAGAGAGGGGAGAGGUCAGCUCGGCUGCGGUUGUAGUAGUGGGAACGAGUGACGCCAGAGGCAACAGAAAUCGAGCAGACGAGGCAACGGGGACAGUGGUAGUAGGGAGGGAUUUGAGAGACAUUGUACCCUCCUCAGCAGUACCGAGGCCCAGCAGAGAGGAGACGGUCUCCGCUGUACCAAGACCUAGCCGGGAGGAGAUGGUCUCUACUGUGCCCAGGCCCAGCCGAGAGGAGACGGUCGAGUCUCGGACACCGGUCACUGAACGGGUUAGUUGACUGUAUGGUAGGACCCCUGUCUGUAAGGAGAAAAGGAGCCGUGUGUAGGAGCUGUGGGGUUUUCUAAGACAACAGAAAAGGACGUGUAUAUAGAAACACAAGGCAGCUUGUUGGUUGGUUGUUCUUUCUGUGGGUUGGGCUGUUUAUCUGUUUAUUGACAGGUAGCACAGCUUAAUGGUCAACCCACAACAGAUUGCUUCCUGAUAAAUGAACGUUUUUUUUUUUUUUUUUUUCUUCCUUUGUUUUGGUCAUUGUCUUGUUCUCCGUUUUUUUUUUUUGUGCUUUAAACCUGUUGUCAUCUGACCCAUCCACCCCGACCCAGAAGCCUUUGCUUAAAAUCUAAACAGGAAGUGAAGGACCUACACCUUCCGGUGCCAUCAUCGGAUGGAAACCACGGCAACCACGACGAUGACUCAUAAACCUCAAUCAUUCAGUUCUUCACUGUGGUUUUAAGAUAACGUAUAAAAAAAAACUAAAAAAAACUGGGACUGAGGCAUGUGUCCUGUCUGUAGUUUCCUCACAGUUGGUCUUUUCCAGUGUUGUGGCUAGAAACGGUACGACAUACAUAUGUCAUACAAGCUGCCACUGCUUCUUCUUCUUCUGUUGUAGCAUCCUCUGUUUACUGCAGUACGCUCAACAUCCAGUCCAUCAACGCUUUGUGCUGUAUCCAAUAGGGCACCCUAUUCCCUAUAAUGCACUGCUUUUGACCAGAGCCUUAUGGACCCUGGUCUAAAGUAGUGGGCUAGAAGUAGUGCACUAAAUAGGGAAUAAUUUGGGACACAGAUGGGUUUCCAGUCCUUGCUCUACAGUCAGCAUAUUAAUUUAGGUGACAUAUGUUUUCCUCGUUGGCCUAUAUUAUGUAGAUGCCAAGUCUUCUGUGUGUGUGUGUGUGUGUGUGUGUGUGUGUGUGUGUGUGUGUGUGUGUCGAUCAUCUCCUUCUAUAUACAGUAGUCUCUGUCUGAAACAGCAGCCUAUUCCUUACACAGGGAGAGACAAGUAGUGCACUACAGCCUGCUAGUCUCCCCAAGCAGGCUGGAGAUUCUUUCACUUCACACAGAGACCAGAGGUGCUUGAUGAUCAGAGAGAUUAUGAAUGUUGACGUGGCCCAGGCAGCAAUAGGGCUGAGUAUAUAGGAUGUUGAUGUGGCCCAGGCAGCAAUAGGGCUGAGUAUAUAGGAUGUUGAUGUGGCCCAGGCAGCAAUAUAGGGCUGAGUAUAUAGGAUGUUGAUGUGGCCCAGGCAGCAAUAGGGCUGAGUAUAUAGGAUGUUGAUGUGGCCCAGGCAGCAAUAUAGGGCUGAGUAUAUAGGAUGUUGAUGUGGCCCAGGCAGCAAUAUAGGGCUGAGUAUAGACCUUCUCCAAUUAUUCCUGAGGCUGUGUCCCAAAUGGCACCCUGUUCCCUGUAUAGUGCAGUAAUCUUGACCAGAGCCCUAUGGGCCAUCUAAAAGUAGUGUACUACAAAGGGAAGAGGGUGCCAUUUGGGACGCAGCCUGAAGCUUUGAAAUGGAAACGUCUUGAUGCGGACAUAACUUCCUAUCUGAUGGUCGAGGUGAUGAAACCCCAGGGUUUUAGAGGCCUAGAUACACCAAUGAUGUGUGGUGGCUCACAAUCAAUUUUUGUUCACCAACUACAUUGUUCACCAAGUGACUAGAUGCUGCCAGCAGCUUGAUGACCUCUACUGAAAAACAGGUUGAAUUUUAUUUUCAAGGCUUUAAAGAAUUCAAAAUUCUACUGAUGUUUUUUUUGGAAGUUGUAGUCCUACAACGUUUUUAAAAGAAAAUAAUAGGAUUCCAAUCAUUAAACCUAUAUGUUUUCCCCAGUAACAUGAAUUAGCCAGUAAACGGACAAUUUUACCUAAUCACUCCUAAAUGGAACUGUUUCCCCACAGUCAGACAGGAAGCUAAAAGCACAACAGGACCCAAGACAUGAUUAUGGAGGCGCCAUAGAUUUCUUGACCCCCCCCAGUCCUGUAUUUUGUCAAUAAUAUUUAAAUUAUUUCCAAGAGACAUAAAUAACCCAACCCCACUGAAGGAAGUUGUUUUUCUGUCUGUGUUUGGGGGAAGAAAAAAAAAAAAAAUGUAAUGAAUUUUAUAUAUAGUUCUGUUUUAAGAAUUAUUUUAAAUUAGAAGAUGUAUUGUUUUGAUCAGGAACAUUUCUGUCUCCAGUUUUGACGUAGGACUUAUGUUGAAUAUCAUCACCCCAUAUUCCUUUCUGCAUGCAACAGGACUAGCCUAUUUAUCCGUGACUUCAUGAAACUUGGUGUUAGGCUCGUGGGUUUCCUUUAGUUUAAACUCACAGGUGGGAAGUCAAAAGAUAUGGCGGGGGGGAAGAAGAAGAAAAAAAAACGCCUCUUGUCCGUGGUCACUAGUGUUUUGGAGUUCAAUCAAAUCUGCAGUGAGCAGAAACCGGAAUCCCCUGCGCAAACAUAGCAAGCGCGUUUUUGAUUACAACAUGAAUGAAAUAUGUUUUCUCCCCACCGCCCCCCCCAGUGAACAAUGUCUUGCUAAUUACAUUAGAUAAAACCAUGCACUUUUCUUCUGGCUCAAGAACAAAAUGUUUGAAUGAAUUCUAGCCUACGCUCAAUCACUCUUGCACAAGUACUUCCAUCAAUGUAACGCCCCUGUCUAGAAAAACAUUUGUUUUCUUUAAAAAAAAAAAAAAAACGUGUCCUUGCACGAGAGAUCUAUUUGUUAGUGACUUUUUUAAAGUGUAACAUAAUACGAUAGUAGCUAUAUUCUCAUUUACUUUAAUGCACCAAUAUGUUAAACCUGUAAUACUCUUGUCAUGUUGUUGGCAGUAUGUGGCUGUUACAGUAGAGCAGGCCUGUUAAAGUAGUUUGCUUAAACGGUAGUAAUCAGUUUUGGAACAACACCAGAAAUAACAGAAAACAUUUAUUAUUAUUAUUAUUUUUUUUUUUAAUGUGCACUAGAAUUUUUCUCCUUCUAGAUCGAAUGACUCCGGUCUCCACCUUGCAUUGAGAAUAUGUCCUAUAUCGACCAGACAUUCAGACCAAUGUAUACACCCUGUGGCUUGUCCUCCUCAAUAAAAAUGUAAAGUGUAGACAA
Messenger RNA from Salmo salar (Atlantic salmon), 5129 nucleotides. RefSeq names its product methyl CpG binding protein 2 (gene mecp2). Lineage: Eukaryota; Metazoa; Chordata; Actinopteri; Salmoniformes; Salmonidae. The record is from RefSeq and is a predicted model, not a curated record. Gene Ontology annotation, biological process: negative regulation of transcription by RNA polymerase II. Gene Ontology annotation, cellular component: nucleus; heterochromatin. Gene Ontology annotation, molecular function: methyl-CpG binding; double-stranded methylated DNA binding; chromatin binding.